CGUUCUGUCUGUCACCACCGCCUACCUAACUUACCUCGUCCAAAAAAUUCAUCAGAUAUGCUUGAUAGUCCUGAGGCUCCCCGCUGCGAUAUUCUCUUCGAUACUACCAAUGUUCGGGAGAACCUACACCUACACGCAUCUCAACUUCCAACGCCAGCUACACCACUAAACGAUGGAAAACCAAAGCGCCGUAUAUCACAGUCUGACGAGACGCCUACCAAGAAGCCGAGACUCGCAGAUGCAGAGUCUAGCAAUGACGUAUUUGAUGUUGUCGUCAAAAAACGAAGUUGUCGUCGUACAGUGUUUCGAACGUUGGGCCUGACUUCCAAUGGCUAUCCUACUGAACAUCGGGUACUUUUGCCAUCUCGCAACAUUCUUCAGUCAUUUGUGUCCUCACAUACAUCGGAUGUUUUUAAAUGUCAUUCAAGAACAGUCGACUCUUUCGUCACACCCCCUUACGCCUGUGCAUACUCCAAUGAAGCAAAACGCGGUGGCAUACCCCUUCUUGCCGUUGCUACGGAACAAGGGUCUGUCAACAUUCUCGAUACCACCAAACGAACAGAAUGGGACUGUGAACCUGCACGGGUGACCCUCGAGCCCCAUGACAAUGGUAUCUUUGACGUCAAAUGGAAUGCGGACGACACUCUUCUCGCUACGGCAUCUGGAGACAAAAGCACCAGGAUAUCAUCCGUGGAGACCCAACAAUUAACUUCUAUUCUUGAUGGCCAUGCCAGCACUGUAAAAUGCGUUGCGUGGGACCCAGCGCAUCGAGACCUUCUAACUACGGGCGGCAGGGACGGAAUGCUUUGCGUGUAUGACCUGCGUGUCAACAACUUAUCCGAUCAAGAUGAAAUCCCCGCAAGAAGUGCUGUAAUCACAAUCACCGCUGCUCACGGACAGGAUAAAAUUUCUGGAGGCAGACAAAAGAUCCGACCUUUACCCAGAGGCAUCACAAAUAUUCUCUACCCUGAUGACCGACCUCACGGAUUAGUCAGUAGCGGAUCUUUUGAUGGCAUCUUACACUACUGGGACCUUCGCCUUCCUUCGGACAAGUCAUCAAAGCGCAGCCCCAAAAAACCAUCAUACCACCCGCUAUUUUCUUCUACCAUGGACCCAACUACAUUUCAUGGUGCUCGUUGUAGAGGCAUCACAAGCAUAUCUCAGGGAUCAGGUCCCAGUGCAGGCCUCCUCUUUGCUCUCGGCGCCGAUUCUCGUUUGUACAUCUAUUCUUACCCUACCCUAACCCCGCUUCGCACUGAGACCCACCCGAACCUCCAAACGAACUCGUUCUAUGUCCGACUGGCUACUUCUCCGUGUGGACGAUGGCUCGCAAGCGGUAGCACAAGCCGAGCUGGGAGUUUGUUUCUUUUUGACGUCAGCAACGCAGGCAGAAUCGCGCCAUCUUACGGCAGGAGAGCUGAUGAACCAAUUUCCCAAACAGUCCGUUUUCGUGGACAAUCGGGUGAAAUUGGAGCAGUCGACUGGGCAAGUGACAUGAUUGCGAGCUGUGCUGAUGACGGGACAGUACGGAUUUGGAGACCUGAUUUGGAGCGGUAUCAAACCUGUAUUUCCAACCCGGAGGAACAAAAGUGGGAAUGGUUUUGGUCUACUUAAGUUCGCUGAACCAUAUCUCGUUUGUUGCCAUUAAAGAAAUAUUUUCAGGAUUAAGCCUGUGAUGUGGUAUUGAGCCAAACGUUUGAUGGGUGGUGACCUUUUCGUUUGCGAUUACACGCGUCUAAGCAUUGUCCGCUAUGGACUGCAGAGAUUACUAUACAUCUGAACGUGUUGAGGCAGAUUCAGUGAGCGAGGCUGUGUCAUUGGCAGUAAAUUGAUUAACCAUAAUGAUGGAUUCAAUGGAGUAUUGAGAAGUGUAGAGUCUGUGUACC
Suillus bovinus is the source of this 1886-nucleotide messenger RNA. Its product is annotated as WD40-repeat-containing domain protein. NCBI's taxonomy places the organism in Eukaryota, Fungi, Basidiomycota, Agaricomycetes, Boletales, Suillaceae. Gene Ontology annotation, molecular function: protein binding; protein-macromolecule adaptor activity. The record is from RefSeq and is a predicted model, not a curated record. The coding region runs from base 58 to 1614 and encodes 518 amino acids. Gene Ontology annotation, biological process: proteasome-mediated ubiquitin-dependent protein catabolic process. The transcript is spliced from 5 exons. Gene Ontology annotation, cellular component: nucleus.